UCGCUUGAUAGAGACUGGCUUAACGAUUAGCUCUGAAGAUGGUCUGUUUUCCUGUACUGAUUUCCGAACUGUACGCUAUCAGCGUUACUGUAGCUAAUGGUUCAACGUUGACGACCGCAAACAACCAGGUCGGAUGUACAAUUUCUUGUUACCGUAGUAGAUUUUGUUCCUCGUUUUUUUUCAACAGCAAAACGGGGUUUUGCCACCUGAACAGACGAUGGAUCAGAAAUCUGACUUCAGCUUCAAGUGAUGUGAAUUAUUUUGUUGUUUAUCCAGGGAUCUGCCAGCUUGAUGGCUAUCAGUUUAUUAAAAGAACUGGAAUGUGCGUUAAUCUUUCAUCAGAUGAAAAAACCUGGUUCCAAGCCAAAGCCGCGUGCGAGUCUGAUGGAGGAAGUCUCAUAAAGCUUGACACAGAAGACAAAGUCAGGGACAUCUUAGACAUAUUAGAAUCAGAUUAUCCUCAGCUGUGGUUUUAUAUAGGGGCCAAUGACCCCAGCAAUACCCUGGCAUGGGAGUGGACUGACGGACAGCGUGUGGAGCGGAUGUGGUGGGGUCCGGGUCAGGACGAAGGAGCGAACGAACCGUGCGUGAUAACGGGUUCGAAACUCAACGACUGGAAGGACGUAAAAUGCAACGAGCAACACCGCUAUAUCUGUGAACAUUGACAACGUAUAGAGGGAGAGACGUAAAGUGUGACCAGCAACACUGCUAUAUCUGUGAACAUUGACAACGUAUAGGGGGAGGAACGUAACGUGUAACCAGCAACACCGCUAUAUCUUUGAACAUUGACAACAUAUAUGGGGAGGGACGUAAAGUGCGACCAGCAACAUUGCUAUAUCUGUGAACAUUGACAACAUAUAGGGGGAGGAACGUAACGUGUGACCAGCAACAACGCUAUAUCUGUGAAAAUUGACAAGGUAUAAGGCGAGAGACGUAACGUGUGACCAGAAAUAUCGCUAUAUCCCUGAACAUUGACGACGUAUAGAGUGAAAGAUGUAAUGUGUGACGUAAAGGGGGAGAGACGUAACGUGCGACCAGCAACACCGCUGAAUCUGUGAACAUUGACAACGUAUAGGGGAAUAGAUGUAACAUGCGAUCAGCAACAUCGCUAUAUCUGUGACCGUUACCAACGUAUAGGGGGAGGGAUGUAACGUGCGACUAGUAGCACCGCUAUAUCUGUGAACAUUGACAACCUAUAGGGUGAGAGACGUAGCGUGUGACCAGCAACACCGCUUUAACUGUGAACAUUGACAACGUAUAGGGGGAAGGACGUAAAUUGCGUCCAGCAACAUCGCUAUAUCUGUGAACAUUGACAACGUAUAGGGGAAAGGACGUAAAUUGCGUCCAGCAACAUCGCUAUAUCUGUGAACAUUGACAACGUAUAGACAGAAGGACGUAAAUUGCGUCCAGCAACAUCGCUAUAUCUGUGAACAUUGACAACGUAUAUAGGGAAGGACGUAAAUUGCGUCCAGCAACAUCGCUAUAUCUGUGAACAUUGACAACGUAUAGGGUGAAGGACGUAAAUUGCGUCCAGCAACUUCGCUAUAACUGUGAACAUUGACAACGCAUGGGGGAAGGACGUAAAUUGCGUCCAGCAACAUCGCUAUAACUGUGAACAUUGACAACGCAUGGGGGAGGGACAUAGGGCACUGCUCAUAAAAGUGUAUGGGGUUAAGGGGGUUUAAAGCCACGACGGCUUUUUUUUUUACUUCCACGGAUAUCUCACUGUUUCAUCUUCCUUCACUUCUGUUGUCAGAAGCGUAACCGUACGAGACGGGGUGGGGUGGGGUGGGGGUGGGUGAACCAAGAGUCCCCUAAUGCUGGAAAACAAAUUCUGAUAUUCGGGAGAGAUGUUCAUUCAUUAAUUCAUUUCAAAUUAUUUUCGUGCUUAUAUCCAAUUAAGGUACAAACACGCUGUCCUGGGCACAUAACUCGUCUAUCUGGGCCGUUUGUCCAGGACAGUGGGUUAGUUGUUAGU
Gigantopelta aegis is the source of this 1978-nucleotide messenger RNA. Its product is annotated as snaclec convulxin subunit beta-like. The transcript has 3 exons. Lineage: Eukaryota; Metazoa; Mollusca; Gastropoda; Neomphalida; Peltospiridae. The record is from RefSeq and is a predicted model, not a curated record. Bases 39 to 665 code for a protein of 208 amino acids.